AUGAAGUCUACUAACGACUCGCGUAUUAAUGCUCUCGAAAAUGAGGAGACGAUACCGUCUUCGUCUUCUAAGCCUUCGAAACGUCGUAGUACGGAGGAUAAGCUUGCCGGUGAACCGCAGAAACGACGGCGUCGGGCAUUCUCUUGCUUAUCCUGCCAGAAGCUGAAAUGCAGAUGCGAAUAUGACCCCGGCGCACAAGGUUGUCAUCGGUGCCAGACAUUGAGAAUUGAAUGCUCUCUCCGCGGAGAAAACGUAUUGCCUUCAUCUAAUACAAAUCCGGAGAAAGCUACCUCAAACUUUGAAGAAAGGCUCCAACGUUAUGAAGGCGAAUUGCAAGAAAUCAAGUCAAUGCUCAAAGACCUCACUUCGAGUAAUCAGCCGCAAAGUGGUCGAGCUCCGACUAGCAAAAGUUCUUCCAAUCUUGGAGAUGGCCACUUGCUACGGGCAGAGCAAGAUGAUCGUAUUCCCGAAUAUUUCUCGGCCCCAGCCGACAAGGGAACUCAGUCCGCGCCAAUCGUAGUGUUGAGAUCAAUAUCACAGCAAAUCACCAGAGGGUGCAGGAGGAUGCUGGGACAUAUUGACGUUGAUCUCAUAGAGCUUCAGCUCCUCGACGAACAGACUGCAAAUGAGUUAAUCCACCUUUUCUUCCGUUAUCAAGGCCACAACCUCCUUGUCUGCAGCGUGGAAGAUUUGACUGCGAGUAGCGAAACUCGCAGGGUAUCUGCAUUCUUGCACAGCGUCUGCUGUCUAAUGGGCAUCGUUUACCGUAAUGAUAUAUGCGGAUCAUCGAUGCAUAGGCAGAUAUACGAGCAGGUUCGAAUCACACUAGGACAAGCUCUGUUAUCUAGCCCCCUAAAUCUCCAAGAGAUUAACGCGGUGCUGAUAAUGAGCAAUAACGCGAAUAGCCCAGGUGGUAACGGAGUUGACUACGUCGACAGCUGGUUAUUGACAGGUUAUUGUGCCAAGCAGGCAAUGCUCAGUAUUAGUUUCUCUAAGAUCAUAAACAACAUAAGGCAAGGGAGCUCGACAAACGAUGACCACAAAUCUAUUCAUCUGUGGUCUAAGAUAUGCCUUCACCACCUCCACUGGGCCGCGACAACAGGCAGGCCCUCUAUCAUACCAGCGCCUUAUAUCAACCAAUGCAAUAUCUUACUCAACUUCUACCAAGCCACUAUGCAGGAUGGGAUGCUGGUAGCAGAAAUAUUGCUAUAUUCAACUCUCCACCAGAAGCUCACACACCAGUCAUAUCUCGGGGACGGUGGCGAAUGUAAAGAGUUUCUAGCUUGGAAAGAAAAAUGGAGUCACCUACUAGGCCUUCCGACUUCGUCGAUGCUGAAAAUAGGGUACCACGCUGCCUGCCUUAUUCUGGCCGUUCGGUCGCUAGAAGAGGUUGGGCAAGGACUACGGCCUCGGACGUUCCUCUCGGAGAUAGACGGCGAGGAUGGGAGCGAUACCGAAGCCCAUACUUCAACACAGUCUCGACAAAAGAAGAGCGAUGACGGCAAUAUCUUGAGGAUUAAUGCGUGUAAGUAUGCUAUGCUUGUUUUGCAGACCUUCCUAGACAUGCCGUCCUUCCUCAUGGAUACGAUACCAACCUGCCUAUGUCUCUGCAUCGGCUACUGCGCCCUGCUCCUAGCGCAUUAUGACGAGUCGCAGUCAAAAAUCUCAGACCAAGUGAGCCGGGACCUGAUUUUACGGAUCGACCAAUGGAUUAGGAUGUCUCCGGGUAAAGCCUGGUCUUUCAAGUACGGAGCUCUUGCCAAGCACAAAAUGGAAUCUCGAACCAACAGUGAUACAGGGCCAAACAGUAAUCAACAACCGGCAAGGACACAUAGCCGGGACCAGGAUGAGGAGCAAGGCGGAAUAGACGCGCCGGUGGGCAUAAACGACCGUAAUUCCCAGCAUGAGACGUCGGGAUAUCACACGAGGGAAGAAUGCGCGGUGGAGGCUGGGCAACUUGAACCCGAGUCGCUGUUCCCGCCAUUCGAUAUAUCAGAGCAUGCGAUAUUUCCUAGGAUGGAAGACUUCUUCGGGGGCGGCUUCUUGGAUUUCGUAGGGUAA
Messenger RNA from Daldinia caldariorum, 2061 nucleotides. RefSeq lists its product as uncharacterized. The coding region runs from base 1 to 2061 and encodes 686 amino acids. The record is from RefSeq and is a predicted model, not a curated record. The transcript has 7 exons. NCBI's taxonomy places the organism in Eukaryota, Fungi, Ascomycota, Sordariomycetes, Xylariales, Hypoxylaceae. Gene Ontology annotation, cellular component: nucleus. Gene Ontology annotation, molecular function: zinc ion binding; DNA-binding transcription factor activity, RNA polymerase II-specific; transcription cis-regulatory region binding. Gene Ontology annotation, biological process: regulation of DNA-templated transcription.